Molecule: messenger RNA, 1224 nt
Organism: Arthroderma uncinatum
Lineage: Eukaryota; Fungi; Ascomycota; Eurotiomycetes; Onygenales; Arthrodermataceae
Product: glycolate oxidase, subunit GlcD
Exons: 3
Coding region: 1-1224 (407 amino acids)
Biological process (GO): lactate catabolic process
Cellular component (GO): mitochondrion
Molecular function (GO): D-lactate dehydrogenase (cytochrome) activity; FAD binding; D-lactate dehydrogenase (NAD+) activity
Source: RefSeq, a predicted model, not a curated record
AUGAUCCCAUUCUCCGGGGGAUCAAGCUUAGAAGGCAACUUCUCUGCUCCGUUUGGCGGUAUGAGCAUCGACUUUGCACACAUGGAUAAGAUCGUGAAACUACACAAGGACGACCUAGACGUCGUCGUCCAGCCGUCUAUCCAGUGGAUGGAUCUCAAUGAGCAGAUCAAAGAGCAUGGUCUCUUCUUCCCAAUCGACCCUGGCCCGUCUGCUAAGAUUGGAGGCAUGAUCGGAACUAAUUGCAGUGGCACUAAUGCCGUCCGCUACGGAACCAUGAAGGACUGGGUUAUCAACUUGACCGUCGUCCUUGCUGAUGGACGAGUGAUAAAAACAAGGAAGCGCCCUCGAAAGAGCUCCGCGGGAUAUAACUUGGCGGGGAUCUUUGUUGGCUCAGAGGGCACUCUCGGACUUGUUACGGAGGCUACUCUUAAGUUGGCUGUCAUACCGGAGGAGACAAGAGUCGGGAUUGCGACGUUCCCAUCUAUACGAGAUGCCGCUAACGUGGCGAUGGGAGUUAUUCGCUCUGGCGUGCAGGUCCAGUGUGUUGAGAUUCUGGACGAUGUUCACAUGGAUAUUAUCAACCGGGCUGGCGGGACAAACAGGACUUGGAAGGCCGCCACGACACUCUUCUUCAAAUUCUCUGGCACCCGCAACGGUGUCGCAGACUCGAUCAGCAGGACGAAGACGAUUGCGAGUGAGAAUAAUAGCACAUCCUUUGAAUUCGCCAAGACGGACAAGGAGGGCCAUGAGCUGUGGUCCGCCAGAAAGCAGACUCUCUGGAGUAUGCUGGCCCUCCGGAAAGAAGGGUCGGACGACGUCUGGUCCACCGAUGUCGCUGUUCCUCUUUCCAGGCUGCCCGAUAUCAUCGAGCUGUCGAAGAAGGACCUGGACGAGCUAGAAUUGUUCGCUGGUAUCAUCGGCCAUAUCGGCGACGGAAACUUCCACGAAGGAAUAAUAUAUAAUAAGAAGAACCCGGAAGAGGUGGCGAAGAUCGAAAAGUGCGUCCAUGAUAUGGUCGAUCGUGCUUUGGAGAUGGAUGGAUCUUGCACGGGCGAACACGGCAUCGGCCUGGGAAAGAAGAAAUACCUGGCCAAGGAGCUGGGGAUAGACACGCUCAACGUCAUGCGGAGCAUUAAGCGGUCUCUGGAUCCGUUAUGGCUAUUAAACCCAGGCAAGAUUUUCGAUGCUACUCCCAGCGAAGAGGAGAUAAAGGGGAAAAAAUGA